Stylophora pistillata is the source of this 792-nucleotide messenger RNA. RefSeq lists its product as uncharacterized. Gene Ontology annotation, molecular function: G protein-coupled receptor activity. The record is from RefSeq and is a predicted model, not a curated record. Gene Ontology annotation, biological process: cell surface receptor signaling pathway; G protein-coupled receptor signaling pathway. Gene Ontology annotation, cellular component: plasma membrane. NCBI's taxonomy places the organism in Eukaryota, Metazoa, Cnidaria, Anthozoa, Scleractinia, Pocilloporidae.
AGGAAAUUGCCGUUCUUGCGUUCUCCUAAAUACAAAAAAUUUUAGUGAACCGAAAGCUGAUCGCAGCAACUCAUACGUACCUUGGGCCUCGUUAAUUGGAUGAUGAGUGGAACUAUAUGCAGCAAAAUGUCUAAAACCAUGUUUAUACUAAGCGUGCUAGCCACUCAGACCUCAGCGAUGCAAUUGCAGGGAGGAGACACCAACAAUACUUGUUUUAGAAAUUCCUGCUACAGUUUCAAGGCGUCACUCAAAACAUGGAACGAAAGCAGGAGCUUUUGCAGGAAGCAGGGAGGUGACCUCGUUUCUAUUGAAACCGAAGAAGAGUGGAUGUUUAUAAAGGAAGAGAUUGAAAAUUACCGAGAACAGCAGUGGUACAUCGGUCUCGUAAGAGAAAGCGGGAUUUGGACCUGGGGGAAAACUCUUCCCAGGAAAACUACAUGGCUUAUGUUGGAAUACCUUGCACACUGAAAUUUGACAACAAGAGUUGGCUACAGAAAUGCAAUUUUACUGACUUCGUCUGUGAUCUUAAUUGCACAAUAAAAAAAUGUUUCUACAGGCCAAAUAAUAGCCUAGUACCACAGCAUUGUCGGCGAAGGUGCUCUAUGACAUACGGACGAUUGGUAGAUCAAUGCACCGAGUUGACGUCCAGAAAAGUUUAUUAUUUUCAAACGUGCAACGUUACAAACUUUAAUCUUAGAAGCGCCAUACACGUAUUUGCUACCAAACAGACUUGCCAUUGUGUGGCAGAUCAAUGUAGUCACAAAUGCAACAAGAUACGGUGCACACAAGCCU